AUGAAAGAACCCAGUCUUCAUGCCGUUCAGUCCGUCGGAGAAGGUCAGAUUGAAGAUGAGGUCGAGAAAUCUGGCAAUCUUCAUCGGACUCUGACACCUCGCUUAAUUCAUUUAAAUGUCAUUUCACCCGGUUCGAAUGUUGGCAGUGGACUCUUCAUUGCUACAGGUAAGGCCCUGGCACAAGGAGGUCCGGGGAGUAUGUUCAUUGGCUAUCUUGUUGUUUGUAUUGGCGUGUGGGCCAAUCUUCAAACUCUGACGGAAAUGACCAUCGCAUUCCCUACAUCUGGCAAUUAUAUCGACUACGCCGAUCGAUGGACGUCUGUUUUCGCUUCCGAGGCGACAUUCUUUGUCGUCCUUGUGGACUUUUGGGCUGAAGGGGCGAUACCAGAGGCUGCUCUACUGACAAUCUUUCUGGUUAUAUGUCUUGCCGUUUUUCUGGUGCCAAACAAAUAUUUCGGAUGGGUGGAAUACUUCGGAUCAGUUGUCAAAGUGUUCCUUUUUAUCUUUAUCACACUUAUCUCACUUGCAAUUAUCGGCGGUGUCGGUCUGUCGGGCUCUGUUAGAAAUGGAAGCACUUGGACUGACUUGCCAGUAUUCAAAAACAGCUUUGGAGGCUUUGCCAAUGCUUCUCUUCUGGCAAUUUGGGCAACUGGAGACGAAGUCUUUAUCGGCGUAAUGGGCGGCGAAGCCAAGUCCCCUCGAUACUCUAUAGCCCACUUAGCAAACUUAGUCCCCUGGCGAGUGGGAGUAUUCUAUCUUGUCUCGGUAGUACUCGUCUCCCUGAUCGUGCUAUUAGAUGAUUCUAGUUUACUAGGAGCUUCGAGUUCUGCCACCUCACUAUUCGUUAUUGCGGUCCAAAAUGCCGGAAUUAAGGGUGUUCCUGACUUGAUCAACGUAUGCAUGAUUAUUAGAAUUAUAGCAAUUGCCCUUGAGAGUAUCUUCUUUCCUUCUUGUGUCCUUCGCGCUAUGGCACUUCAAAAGCUUAUCCCCUCUUGCUUGGCCAAGACGGAUGAAAAGGGACGACCGAGAUAG
Messenger RNA from Penicillium antarcticum, 1032 nucleotides. RefSeq lists its product as uncharacterized. NCBI's taxonomy places the organism in Eukaryota, Fungi, Ascomycota, Eurotiomycetes, Eurotiales, Aspergillaceae. Gene Ontology annotation, molecular function: amino acid transmembrane transporter activity. The transcript is spliced from 5 exons. The coding region runs from base 1 to 1032 and encodes 343 amino acids. Gene Ontology annotation, biological process: amino acid transmembrane transport. The record is from RefSeq and is a predicted model, not a curated record. Gene Ontology annotation, cellular component: membrane.